Messenger RNA from Corticium candelabrum, 3006 nucleotides. RefSeq lists its product as uncharacterized. Lineage: Eukaryota; Metazoa; Porifera; Homoscleromorpha; Homosclerophorida; Plakinidae. Bases 40 to 2709 code for a protein of 889 amino acids. The transcript is spliced from 26 exons. The record is from RefSeq and is a predicted model, not a curated record. Gene Ontology annotation, molecular function: guanyl-nucleotide exchange factor activity. Gene Ontology annotation, biological process: regulation of ARF protein signal transduction.
UUGCUUGGUGUUAACGUGUUGAGGCCCCCAACGUGGUGCAUGGCGUCGGCGCGAUUCGUCCCAUCUGUAGUAACUCGCAGGCACUCGUUUUCCGCGCGGAUUUCGAGUCUAGAUUUAACCAAACGGAUGCGACGCGCUUGGAGGUCGUCAAAGCUUACGUACAGUGUUGCUUACGAGUCUGACUCGUCCGACGUAGAAUUGACAGAAGAAGAACAACGAGACCUCGAAGAAAUACGCAGGAGGAAGGAUGAGCUGAAACGAGAAAUACAGCAAUUGAAAGAUGAGAUACGAGCGGUGACAGCUGAGAUGGAAGGCAUGGAUAACGUCGACGAGAAAGGCCCAGAUCCUAAAGCAAAAAUGGCAAAUACGGGAAGAAAGAAAUUCAAUAUUGAACCAAAGAAGGGUAUUGGCUUUAUGGUUGAGCAAGGAUUGGUAAACGAGAUGCCAGAAGACAUUGCUCUCUGGCUGUAUAGGACGGAAGGCUUGGAUAAGAAAAAGAUUGGUGACUAUUUGGGAGAGAACAAAGAACCGAAUUUGACUGUUCUGAAAGAGUUUGUGAAGCUGCAUGAAUUUGCUGGAAUGACUUUGGUGGAGGCGCUAAGACAUUUCUUGUGGAGCUUUCUUCUUCCUGGCGAGGCACAGAAGAUUGAUCGAAUGAUGGAGGCAUUCGCUCAGCACUACUGUGCUCUCAAUGCUGACGUUUUUACUUCAACCGACACAUGUUAUGUGUUGUCGUUUUCUGUCAUCAUGUUGAACACAAGCCUUCAUAAUCCAAGUGUAAAGAACAAGCCAACUCUUGAAAUGUUUAUACAAAUGAACAGAGGAUUAGACAAUGGGGCAGACUUACAAACAGAACUGCUAACAACUUUGUAUGAGAGCAUUCUAAAAGAGCCAUUCAAGAUUCCCGAUGACGACGGAGCUGACUUAACACAAACCUUUUUUAAUCCCGAGCGACAGGGCUGGUUGACAAAGGAAGGAGGCAAACACAGGUCGUGGAAGAAACGUUGGUUUGUGUUGACCGACAAUUGUCUCUAUUACUUCAAGUCCCCACAACAUAAAGAACCAAAAGGGAUUGUACCGUUGGAGUUAUUGCAAGUACGAGAUGCAGUAGAAGUGAAGAAACCGCAUUGUUUUGAGAUUUACUCUAAUGACGGUCUAAUCAAAGCAUGCAAGUUAGAUUCAGAUGGUAAAGUAGUAGAAGGACAUCACAGUAGUUACAGAAUUUGUGCAGAUAGUGAAGAUGACAAGGAUACGUGGGUUAAAUGCAUCAAAGCAAGUAUCAGUCGUGAUCCUUUCUAUGAGAUGUUGCAUCAAAGGAAAAAGAAAGCAUUGAAGGCAACCUGUCAGGUGAGUAUCAGUCGACUAGAACAAUUCCAGCGGCGGCAUUGCAUGGAUGCUGACCGAUCACAUGUAGUAGUCAAGCGUAGACGUUCGUUGGUUGUCCGCGUUUCGAGUCUUGAUAUUGCAGCUCGUUUUACUAGAGCUUGGCGAUCAUCAAAACAUACGUACUCUGUUCAUCAGUCUGACUUGCUAGAAACAGAGCUGACGGCAGAACAAGAGCGCGAGUUAGAGGAAAUUCGUGGCAGGAGAGAAGAAGUGAAACGAGACAUUCAACGACUACAGGACGUGAUUCGAGCCAUCGCGACAGAGAUGGAAGGCAUGCAGGUGGAAUGCACCAAUGACAAGCGGCUGCCCAUGGAACGAAGUGAAGAGUUUACGUGUAAGUUAGUCAAUACAGGAAGAAAAAAGUUUAACAUUGAGCCUAAGAAGGGUAUUGACUUUUUGGUUCAACAAGAAUUGUUGAAUGAGGUACCAGACGAGAUUGCAUCUUGGUUGUACAGAACAGAAGCUUUAGACAAACGGAAGAUUGGUGAAUAUUUGGGGGAGAACAAAGAACCAAAUUUGACUGUUCUGAAAGAGUUUGUCAAGCUCCAUGAAUUCACUGGAAUGACUUUGGUGCAAGCUCUCAGACGUUUCCUGUGGAGUUUUCUACUUCCUGGUGAGGCACAGAAGAUUGAUCGAAUGAUGGAGGCAUUUGCUCAGCAGUACUGUGCUUGCAAUAAGGAUGUUUUCAGCUCGACAGACACUUGCUAUAUUUUGUCAUUCUCAGUUAUUAUGUUGCACACCAGCCUUCACAGCCCCUCUGUGAAGAAUAAGCCGACAGUUGAAAUGUUUAUACAAAUGAACAGAGGAUUAGACAAUGGUGCUGACUUGCCAGUAGCUCUUCUUAUGACAUUGUAUGACAGUAUUCUCAAAGAACCAUUCAAGAUUCCAGACGAUGACUGCCAUGACUUGACAUGGACCUUCUUUAAUCCUGAGAGGCAGGGCUGGUUGACCAAAGAAGGAGGCAAGCAUAGGUCUUGGAAGAGACGCUGGUUUGUGCUGAAAAACAACUGUCUUUAUUACUUCAAAUCACAGGAACACAAAGAACCAAAAGGCAUUAUUCCUCUCGAAUUAUUGCAAGUCAGAGAUUCAGUAGAAGUGAAAAGACCGCAUUGCUUUGAAAUUUAUUCCAUCGAUGGCCUGAUCAAGGCAUGUAAGUCUGGAUCUGAUGGCAAAGUUGUGCAAGGCCGCCACAAUACUUACAGAAUAUGUGCAGAUGGUGAAGACGAUAAAGAUACAUGGAUGAAAAGCAUAAAAGCAAGUAUUAGCUGUGAUCCCUUUUAUGAGAUGUUACAACAAAGAAAAAAGAGUACUGGAGGUCUCUGACAAUGCUGUACAAUGAAAUGUGAAGACAACUUGCUUCUUGAUCAAUUGACCUAUCAUCUAAUGGAUGACAGGAAAGGUUUCAUAUAAACACAAUUUGUAUACUGUUGACAGAUAGUAAAUCAUAUCUAUUAGCACUUGUUUUAUCACUCAGUAUUUUCAUACUUUGGACUGCUAAUUAGGUAUAACUCAUGGUGAGUUUGUCAUGCAGGUACUUGGUUUAGAACAAAACACAGACAUAUUUUUGCUUCUGGAUGAAUAUGAAUAUUUUAUGUCACUGCAUUUGUUGCCUGUUUACAG